This is a messenger RNA of Mangifera indica (mango), 1565 nucleotides long. RefSeq names its product mRNA cap guanine-N7 methyltransferase 1. NCBI's taxonomy places the organism in Eukaryota, Viridiplantae, Streptophyta, Magnoliopsida, Sapindales, Anacardiaceae. The coding region runs from base 159 to 1277 and encodes 372 amino acids. The record is from RefSeq and is a predicted model, not a curated record. Gene Ontology annotation, molecular function: mRNA 5'-cap (guanine-N7-)-methyltransferase activity. Gene Ontology annotation, biological process: 7-methylguanosine mRNA capping. Gene Ontology annotation, cellular component: nucleus. The transcript is spliced from 13 exons.
CGCUGCAUCGCAGCACUUAACAGGCUGCAACAAAACUCAAUUUUCUUCAGUUAUGCUUUUUGAUUUUUUUGGGUUUCCCAAUCACAACAUUAGAAUACAAAAGGCACUUUCUUGUUUUUGUAAAACGCUGUAAAUAUUCCCACUACUCAUAAUUUGCUAUGAAACGAGGGUAUCGCGAGUCUCCAUCUACCUCAGACGGGCCUCCUCAAUCUAGACUCAGACAUAACUCAGAAGGUGAUUCUCAUUUUUUGGAGGAUGAGAGCACCAAGGUUUUUGCUAGAAAAGUAGCUGACCACUAUAGUGCAAGGACAAAUCAAACUUUGGAAGAACGAGAAGCUAGUCCAAUCAUUCACUUGAAGAAACUUAAUAACUGGAUUAAAAGUGUCUUAGUUCAGCUUUAUGCUCGCCGAGGGGAUGCUGUUCUUGAUCUUGCCUGUGGCAAGGGUGGUGAUCUCAUCAAAUGGGACAAGGCAAAGAUUGGAUACUAUGUGGGCAUUGAUAUAGCUGAAGGCUCAAUAGAAGACUGCCGUACACGUUACAAUGGUGAUGCAGAUCACCAUCAGCGUCGCAAGAAGUUCAGUUUUCCUGCUCGACUCAUAUGUGGCGACUGCUAUGAUGUUCGCCUUGACAAAGUCCUAGCAGAUGAUGCACCGUUUGACAUCUGCAGUUGCCAAUUUGCCAUGCAUUAUUCCUGGUCUACUGAGGCACGUGCAAGGCGAGCCUUGGCCAAUGUAUCUGCUUUACUUCGUCCCGGAGGCACUUUCAUUGGGACAAUGCCAGACGCCAAUGUGAUAAUCAAAAAACUUAGAGAAGCUGAAGGAUUGGACUUUGGUAAUAGUGUCUACUGGAUACGUUUUGAUGAAGAAUUUUCUGAAAAGAAAUUUAAAUCCUCUCAGCCAUUUGGCAUACAGUACAAGUUUCAUCUAGAGGAUGCAGUCGAUUGCCCAGAAUGGAUUGUUCCUUUCCAUCUCUUCAAAUCAAUGGCAGAAGAGUAUGGAUUAGAGCUAAUUUUUGUGAAGAACUCGCAUGAAUUUGUGCACGAGUACUUGAAAAAACCUGAAUAUGUGGAACUCAUGCGAAGACUUGGUGCCUUGGGCGAUGGAAACCAAGACCAAAGUACACUAUCACCGGAUGAAUGGGAAGUGGCGUAUUUGUACCUGGCGUUUGUCCUGAAGAAGAAGGGCCAACCAGACCGGACACAAUCGAGCGGAAGGAGGGAUAAAGGGAAGAUGAAUAUAUCAAAGGAAGACAUCAUGUAUGUUAGUAGCGACACAUAAAUGCAACAAAAAUGUCCCAGGAAGGAUUUGUUCAAACAGUACGAUGAAAAGGGUUGUCAAAGAUGGAGACCAACUGGCCAAAUGGGAGAAAAAUCUAUGGCUAUUCAGUUUGGUAGAUUCAUGAAUACAUACUGAACUAAUUUUCCAAGAGCCCUUUCCCAGAAAGCGCCACUUUACAGGACUACUUUGUAUCUUUGGGACAAAAAUACAAUUUACAGAGGAAAUUGAACCACUUGAAGUUGAAGGAUGGCACCUUUUAGUUAAUGCAUACCAUCUUUACUCUCCAAA